AUGGGCGCUCCCGAAAAGACAUCCCUAUGGCACUCUUUCUCAUCCAACCAUCGAAAAGAGCGCAAGGAGCGUAAAGCAGGGACAACCACCACAGCAAGAACCACAGUGAUCACACCAGCACAUUUUCCAUCAUGGUCCCGAAGCCGCACCAAUAGCACCAAUACAUCAAAUGUCCCAAGAAAGCAAUCGGCAGACCUUCCACCGCCGUACGUGGAAGCAGCAGUCCCAACAAUCACAACCAGCCCCCCCGAAGAGCCAGAAUCGGAUUCUCAGUACGCCUUCCUCGGUGAAUUCCACACUAUUUUUUUGGUAGACGAUAGCUCCAGCAUGAGGGGCGAACUUUGGGAAGAAGCCAAAGAUGCCAUCGCAGCGAUCGCUCCAGUCUGCACAAAAUAUGACAGCGAGGGAAUCGACAUCUACUUCAUCAAUCACCGGCCAAAGUCCAACUCCGACUCCAAAUACAGUUCCAACUACACCUACAACUACAACUACACCUCCAACCCUAGCCGACGCCCAAAGCUCGAUGCCGGCGGAUACCACAACAUCAAAACCGCGCAACGAGUAAGCGAGAUCUUCUCCUCCGUCAGACCCGCCGGGGGAACAGGAGUUGGCAGUCGACUAUUUGAUAUCCUGAACCCGUAUACCAAGCUGGUGGAAGCGAAAGAGGCAGAGAGGCGAGCGCAGAUGGACGCACCUGGCCCGGGCUUUUUGGUUAAGCUGGUAGAGCCGGUCAAGUCGGUUAAGCCAAUUAAUAUCAUCACAAUUACCGAUGGGGUGUUUACGGAUGAUGCAGAGAGCAUUAUUAUUAAGACUGCUCAGACACUGGAUGGGCCUUCUUGUCGUGCUAUUCCAUGGCAGGUUGGAAUUCAGUUCUUCCAGAUUGGGAAUGAUGAGAUGGCUCGGCAGUACUUGGAGGUUUUGGAUACAGACCUCGGGAGUCGGUGCAAUGAUUUGCAUCUACGAGAUAUUGUUGACACUGUUUCUUGGAGAAAUCGGGCUGGAGAGCGCUUGGAUGGGUAUGGGAUUUUGAAGACUGUGCUUGGGGCAGUUCAUAAGAGGUUAGAUAAAGAUUGGGAGUGUUAG
Messenger RNA from Penicillium expansum, 1083 nucleotides. RefSeq lists its product as uncharacterized. The coding region runs from base 1 to 1083 and encodes 360 amino acids. The record is from RefSeq and is a predicted model, not a curated record. Lineage: Eukaryota; Fungi; Ascomycota; Eurotiomycetes; Eurotiales; Aspergillaceae. The transcript has a single exon.